CAAAUUUCUCGGAGAAGAAAAAAUGUUUUACUUGUGAAUUUGAUUAACGGAAACUCUUGAUCGACUUCAAAUUAUCUGAGCAAAAAAUUAUUACAAUUCAGACGGUGAUAUUAAACACUUAUUACUAUUUCGCAAAAUGGUGCAGCAAGAGGCAGUGAUCGUAAGGAACGCCAUAAAGCGUUAUGAGAAAGAAUUAGUGUUCAACGGCCUGAAUAUGACUGUUCCAAAAGGUUCCAUUUACGGACUGUUAGGAGCCAGCGGAUGUGGAAAAACCACACUGCUGUCUUGCAUUGUUGGAAUUCGAUAUCUCGACAGCGGAGAAGUGUGGGUAUUGGGAGGAAAUCCGGGCAGCAAGGGCUCCGGCAUCCCUGGGCCUCAAGUAGGUUACAUGCCGCAGGAGAUCUCCUUAGUCGGAGAGUUCACCAUGAGUGGUGCUCUAUAUUAUUUCGGCAGAAUCAAUGGGCUCGACGAUGAGGAGAUUGAGACGAGACAGAGAUUUUUGUCGGAGUUAUUGCAACUACCCCCAGCAAAUCGCCUAGUGAAAAACAUGAGUGGAGGCCAACAGAGAAGAGUUUCUCUUGCCGCUGCGAUGAUUCACAGGCCCGAACUUCUAAUCCUGGACGAACCCACUGUGGGCUUGGAUCCAAUUUUGAGGGAAAACAUUUGGGCCUAUAUGAUUCAGAUUACGCAGGAGGAAGGUAUCACCGUGCUGAUCACAACGCACUACAUCGAAGAAACUAAAGAUGCUAAUAAAAUCGGUUUAAUGAGAUAUAGUAAAAUGUUGGCGGAAUUACCACCGCAAAAAUUAUUGGAGCGAUUUCAAUGUUCGUCCUUGGAGGAGACUUUCUUGAAACUGUGCAAAACACAGGAUAAUACAGUUUCUUUAAAUGACGCUCAGGAAUUCGAAGUGGAAGAUACUAGCAGUGGCGUUUCGUAUCGAAACCAAAACCAAUAUGAACAAAAAAAAGCAAUCUUGGAGUAUAAAGCAGUGUCAGAGCGUCAAGUUUCGCGAUUGAGAAGAUUCACAGCUUUAUUAGCGAAGAACGGCAAUCAAUUUUUACGGUUUUAUGGAGGACUAGUUUAUGCAACAUUGUUUCCGAUAAUCCAAAUCAGCGUAUUUAUUAUUGCAAUUGGUAAAGAUCCAAAAGGACUGAAAAUUGGUGUUGUCAAUGAUGAAGCUGGCAACUGCGAUUACGGUAGCAACUUUGGUAACGUUUGUAAUGACGAAAUUACCUGCCACUUUAGUAACCUGAGUUGUAGGUUCUUGCAUAGUUUUAAUAACUCCAUCGCAACACAGGAGUAUUAUGACAAUAUUUCCGAGGCGAGUUAUGCCGUACAAAAUGGAAAACUUAAUGGUUUAAUGUAUUUUAGUCAAAACUUUUCCGAAGCUCUUCAAAUACGAAUGGAAGAUGCCACUUCGGCAAAGGAUUCUGAUCUUCUUGCCAGUCAAAUUCAAGUUUUUCUAGAUAUGGGUGGUAUGUAA
Trachymyrmex cornetzi is the source of this 1483-nucleotide messenger RNA. Its product is annotated as ABC transporter G family member 23-like. Bases 137 to 1483 code for a protein of 448 amino acids. Gene Ontology annotation, molecular function: ATP hydrolysis activity; ATP binding. The transcript has 9 exons. Lineage: Eukaryota; Metazoa; Arthropoda; Insecta; Hymenoptera; Formicidae. The record is from RefSeq and is a predicted model, not a curated record.